UUUUUAAUUCCUUGGGAUCCACGGAAGAAAAAAAAAUUAACUUGAAAGAGAAUAGUUUUCACUGGUGUGCAACUGCUGCUGUCGUCAUGUUCACUUUGGCUUCUACUCCGACGGGCAAAUCGGCAAGUUAACAAGAUUAUUAAUUGGAUAGUGACUAGUGAGUGAGUAAAAAUGCGGAAUAAAUUAAGUGCAAGGGAUCGAGCAUUUCAGUACAAGAAGGAGGGGUUUUACUGUACAGAUAAUAGCACGGUUAUGUUUAAUUUUUGCAACACGAAAGUUUCGUGGGAUCGAAAAGACACGAUUGAAAAACAUUUAAAGUCGGCAAAACACGUGGCGUCAUUAGCAGCAACAAAAGAAGAGACUACAAAACUACAAACAUCAGUUGCAUCAUGCUUUAAUAAAGUUGUCAAAGACAAAAAAUCGGCAGAUUAUCUUGGAAAACGUGUCACAGAAACAUUUGUAAAGGCUAACAUACCACUUGAGAAACUUAACAAUGAACACAUGGUGAACUUCAUGAAUGAAUUUAUUGAAGGAUCUGGCGCAUUGCCUUGUGUAAAGACUUUGCGAGAAAAGCACCUUCCCAGAUUAAAUAUGGAAAGGGAAGAAAACAUCAAGGAGAAGGUCAAAGGAAAGCACCUUGCGGUAUGCUGCGAUGAAACAACAGACAAACAAGGUCGGUGUGUUUUCGUUAUAAUCUUCAAGAUUAUAGAAGCUAGUCACCAAGUUGAAAUCGUAGUAGGUGAUGUCCACAUUCUUGAAACAGCUGAUGCAAAAAGUUGUUCAAGAGCUAUUCUUGAUUCUUUGAACAAAUAUAACAUUAGCUAUGACAGUGUCCUGGCCUUAGUAUCAGACUCAGCCCGAUACAUGGGGAAGUGUUUUGACACACUUACCAACUUGAUGUCGGACAAUGUUGUAGUGAUUCAGUGUUGGGCGCACAAACUCAAUCUGAUUUUGAAUGUUCUGGGAAAGCACCUUCCUGAACUUCAAAAUGCCACUUCCAAAAUCAAGAGUGCGUUCCUGAACACUCGAAAGAGAAAGCAUCUGUUCCGGCAAUUUCUGGAUGAUAAAUAUGAAGCUGGAAGGGUUCCACUGUUCCCAGUGCCAGUCCUCACGAGAUGGUCUUCGUGGUACGAGUCUGUAGCCUAUGUAUCCGACUUCAUAGAAGCUAUUGUUGAGUUCAUGAAGAGUGACGACAUAGCAUCAGUUAGCAAUGUUGGAGUUCAGUAUUUGGCAAGUUUGUCACAGGAACAGGUCCUUAAGCCCACCCCACACGAUGCCCAUUUUCUGCUAUAACUUCUGUUAUACCCAUGGGUAUAAAAGUUUUCAUAAAAAUUUGUAUAGCAGAACCGCAGAAAGAUUUCUUAACUCCAUACACACGAUACCUAGAAUGCUAACAGAAAACCAGCCAACGCAGUUGCCGACCAAAGCAAACAUAUCAGGGGAGGAUAAACCUGUCGUAGUCAACUUAUCAAAAUACUGAAAAAAAAGUGAAAGUUACACCUGUUUGUGUUAAAAAUUAUGUAACUUGCGGAAAUAUUAUUUGAUAUUUUAUCUUAUAUUUUUCAUUUGCAAAUAAAUAACAAAAUUGGUUUAGUAUUUAAAAACAA
Messenger RNA from Bacillus rossius redtenbacheri, 1607 nucleotides. RefSeq lists its product as uncharacterized. The record is from RefSeq and is a predicted model, not a curated record. Gene Ontology annotation, molecular function: double-stranded DNA binding. Gene Ontology annotation, cellular component: nucleus. The transcript is spliced from 2 exons. Gene Ontology annotation, biological process: regulation of transcription by RNA polymerase II. Bases 172 to 1293 code for a protein of 373 amino acids. NCBI's taxonomy places the organism in Eukaryota, Metazoa, Arthropoda, Insecta, Phasmatodea, Bacillidae.